This is a messenger RNA of Pseudozyma flocculosa PF-1, 531 nucleotides long. RefSeq lists its product as uncharacterized. Bases 1 to 531 code for a protein of 176 amino acids. The record is from RefSeq and is a predicted model, not a curated record. The transcript has 4 exons. Lineage: Eukaryota; Fungi; Basidiomycota; Ustilaginomycetes; Ustilaginales; Ustilaginaceae.
AUGGUAUCUGCACCACAGAGCAGCCAGCCCACAGCCGACCUCGCAGCGGGCCAGAAGCUCGUCAACCUCCUCGCAAACGAGGUCAAGGUAAAGGCAUCUUCUGGCUCGUCAAAGGACGCAAAGGCCAUCCUCAGCGGUGACCUCGAGACCGCCUGGACGUCCGAGAAUGCAUCGCCCGUCUCGGAUCCUGGAUCGACAGUCUCGACAUUGACAUUCAAGCUGCCGUCCGACCAGGGUGGCGCGCGCAUCGGAUCCCUCCACUCCAUGGCCCUCACCUUUGCCGGCGGCUUCUCGGCCAUGAACGCCCGCCUCCUCUACUCGACCGAGUCGUCGCCGACUGAAUGGAAAGACGCCGCCGCCGAAGUGUUUCCCUACGACUCCAACGCAAAGCAGUUCUUCCGGCUCGAGACCAAUGAGACCGCCAAGGACGAGAUCGCCACCUCGCUGCGGCUACAGCUCAGCGGGAGCACCGACGACUACGGCCGCGUCACCGUAUACCAGGUCGAGAUCUACGCCAUCGCCUCGACCUAG